UGGCUUCUCAAGUGGAGAUCUGCCCCGCAAUAGCAAUGUGAGUCGUACUCAAUGAGGACGGGCCCGAAAAUAAAGAUGUUAAGCGGUCUGAUAUAAAUACUCCAAUGCCACAACUUUAAAUAUCUCAAUUUCUUUGAAUUGGAGCUUCAAACCAGCUAACUUCUCAUGAUGUUUCCUCCGCUCUUGACUCUCACCUUCCUGGCUUCAGCAAUCAGCGCCAACCCAAUAGUCUCAAGGAACCAAUCCACCUCAUCUGGGCAAGCACCUAUUGUAACAAUCCGCAACGGCUCAUAUUACGGCUCGCACUCCUCGACGUAUGCUCAAGACUACUUUCUCGGAAUCCCAUUUGCACAGCCGCCUUUGGAGGAGCUUCGAUUUGCAAAUCCUCAGCCAUUGAAUUGGGCCUGGACUGGAGUGCUUCCGGCGACAAACUACGCAUAUGAAUGUAUUGGCUAUGGUGGUGAUCAAGUGGGGUACCAGCAAAGUGAGGACUGCUUGUAUCUGAAUGUGGUGCGGCCAUCCGGCUACGAGAACACGAGUCUGCCGGUCGCUGUCUGGAUCCAUGGUGGUGGGUUUUUUGAUGGGGGGGCGCCUGAUCUACGAUACAAUUUAUCCUUCAUUGUUCAAAAUUCCGUCAACAUCGGAAAGCCGAUUAUUGCCGCCAGCAUCGCCUAUCGACUUGGUCCUUUCGGGUUCUUGAAUGGAAAUGAUGUUGCAAGAGCAGGUGUGGCCAAUCUUGGACUCAAGGACCAGAGGUUGGCACUUCAUUGGAUUCAAGAGAAUAUCGCUGGUUUUGGAGGCGAUCCCUCCAAAGUUACCAUCUGGGGUGAAAGUGCAGGAGCUCUGAGUGUUGGCUUUCACCUGGUUGCAUUUAACGGUCGAGACGAUAAGCUUUUUCGAGCAGGGAUAAUGGAGUCUGGCAACCCUGUCUAUUCUUCGGCAACCAAUGGAUCAGACUGGUACCAACCUAGGUAUGCGCUUCUUGUGGCAGCUGCCGGAUGCAGCAAUUCUACCGACUCUUUAGACUGCCUCCGAAGACUUCCUCUCUUUGUUUUAAAUAAUGUCCUCAACAAAACCGAGUUCAACAGCGGAUGGGGCCCUGCUUUCGAUGGCGACUUCAUCGCCAGGCUUGGUAGUGAGCAGCUGGCAGAUGGAUCUUUCGUUCAUGUCCCCGUGAUAUCUGGGGCAAAUACGGAUGAAGGAACUGCAUUCAGUCCCCUGGGUAUCAACGAAACGGCGGACUUUGUUUACUAUCUCAACACCACCACAUCUGCUCAAAAUGCAUGGCCGGGGGACAUUGUGCAGGAGAUAUUGGAAGCCUAUCCUUCUGAUCCAAAUAAAGGAAUACCAAGUUCUCAAACCCUGGGCGGCGAUGUCGUGCUUGGCUCUCCAUACGGUGCCCAGUUUCGACGCAGUGCUGCCUACUUUGGCGACCAAAUGUUCAUUGCAGGAAGAAGACUGACCUGCCAUACCUGGGCUUCAGCCAAUGUACCCGCUUACUGCUAUCGAUUCAACGCGGUGCCCGCCACAAGCAUCUGGCCUCAGGGAGCCACGCAUUUCACCGAGGUAGCCUUUGUCUUCAAUAAUGUUCAAGGCCUUGGAUAUACCGUCAAUCCGUUCUCUAACAGGAGCGAGAGCUACACGCAGCUCAGCAGCUUGAUGAGCAAGUCUUGGGCAAGCUUCGUCUAUGACCUUGAUCCGAAUCGGUGGGUGGGAAGGGAUGCAACUGUGCCUGCUUGGCCUGCCUACAGCGUGGAAAGUCCGAUGAAUAUGGUUUGGGAAGCGAACAUCACAAGUCACACAGAAUCGGACACAUUUAGGGCUGAGGGGAUAAGCAUUCUGAACGCGAAUUGGAAACUCAUCGUUCGCUAGCUGUAAAUAGUGGAUGAAAUGCACUCAACUAGUGUUCAGUAAUUGGAGGGAUGA
Messenger RNA from Hyaloscypha bicolor E, 1926 nucleotides. Its product is annotated as alpha/beta-hydrolase. NCBI's taxonomy places the organism in Eukaryota, Fungi, Ascomycota, Leotiomycetes, Helotiales, Hyaloscyphaceae. The transcript is spliced from 6 exons. The coding region runs from base 166 to 1872 and encodes 568 amino acids. The record is from RefSeq and is a predicted model, not a curated record.